AUGUUCAAUGGUAAGGAGAAGGCGGCGAGGCUCUGCGCGCGCAUAGCCCGCUUCGGCCUUGCGUCGCGGGCGCACGCGCCCUGCUCUCCGACCCUUUCGCUUCGGCGCCGCGUAGACCCUCCGCGGAAGACGGGAGAGGGAAGCGGAGACCCUAAGUCGCCCCCGUGGCCCCUUCUCCUCCUCCGCAGCGUCUCUCUCCCGACAACCCACCUUUGCGCUUUCUCUGAGCACGUGCUCUGCUGCUGCUGCUGCUGCUGCUGCUGCUGCUGCGCCUCCUCGGCGACUCUCCAGCCUUUGCGCGCCGCGUGAGAGGCUUCCGCGCUUUUAUCCCCUCGGCCCGCGGAGGGAAUUUCCCCGCGUUUCCAGAGCGAAACUGGAAGCGCCUUAUUCCCAGCAGCGCUGGGCAGAGACACCCGAAAUCUCCCGGAGACAAAAGGCAGGGGAGUGGUGGAGGACAUUUGUUUGCGAGGCGAGGCACGUUGGGGCGAACGAGUCCUCGGAGCCAAGUGUCACCCCGCCCUCGAAGGUGCCAUUAACCCCGUUCCCAAGUCUUCGGAAGCCAGGCGUCUCCGCACGCCGCGCGGAGCCCAGAAAAUCCCGAGGGUGCCGGGCUAAAUUCCAGCUGGCAAGGCGCGGGGCUUCGCUUCUUCCUGCAGGUGCUGCCCGCCGCUGCCAUGCCAGCAUUCGCGCCUUCUUUUCCCGUAAAACUUCUCCGGGGACGACCCAAAAAGUAAAGCACCAGCCAAAAGCCAUUAAAAAAGAAAAGGUACCGUUGCAAAAGAUGGUAACCCCUUAGUUGACUUUCUCUCAACAAAGAAAUAAUAAUAAAAAAUACAUAAGGUUAAGAAUUUCAAUGCCCAUAAGGGUAUCAAAAUGAGACUCUUCUGCCUCUCCAGAAGGGUUUGUGGGAUCCUUCCCAAAAAUGAUCUUGGCCGGCCAGAGCCGAACGUGAAGAUUUUCCUCCAACAGGUGCUUUUGCAAGUGCCCUUUGCCACAGUUCAAAUAUACACAGCACCAUCUCUCUCUCUGUGUGUGGCAGGUGUCUGUGGGAUAAAAUUAUGAGGAUUCUUAUACUGCAAACAGUAUGGGAUAGUUCCAUGUACCAGUACUUAUUCCAGGUUGUCAUUAGUUCCUUAAUACGCACGGGCCAUGGUUUAAACUAAGGGUGGCAUUAAAAACCCACCCCAUUUUUAGACACCCCGAUUCCAGUGGCUUUGGGUCAGUCACAGACUACCAACUGCAGUAGUUUUUAGUGGAAUCCCAAUCCCUAGCAAGAAAAACUCAGAGGGUUAUACUAGCUCUUGAAUCCAGGCUGGUGCUCUUUUAAAAAUACCACUUUUAGGUUUUUCACCAGUUCUGUAUCCUCUUUGCUGCAGGAUGUUUCACUUUCAAUGGGUAAAGAGGAAUGAGACAGAGAGAUAAGGUUGCCAGGCAGCACUGUUUGCUGCUAAUUCCCAGAACUGUGCAGACUAUGCCCACUAGCAUGGAAAAGCUGCCAAGUGAGGACUGUAAAACAGUAUUGCGGAAGUUUAUGUAGACUGUGUUCCAACUCACCUUGUUCAGCGAAGGAAUCCCUGUACUGUAUAGCUCUCCCCACUUUUUUGCUUGCAAGCUUGUUCAUGUGCUCGUUUCUUUCUGCUGCCAUUUCUUCCUGUUGGCUGGUUAAACCAUGCUGUGUCUCCUUGGCUUGCCCUAAUCUCCACUCUUUCAACCUCCACCCUUGGCUGUGUAGCAGUGAUAAUGUUCAGAAAUAACAAGAAAGUUUCCCUGCUCGUUGUUUCUAUUGCUUACCUAUAGUGCCUGGUUUUGUCGAUAUGUGUAGAAAUGCAGAUGGGUGGUGUAUGAGUCAUUUGUUUUUAAAAAUCAUUCUUUGAAAUAUUUUAAACCACCCUUCAUCUUCAUGGAUACCAGGGCAAGCUACAAUAGGCAUGAAUAAAGUUGAUCGUGCCGAAAAAAACAAUAAUAUGCAAUAACCCUGGUGGCUGUUGGCACUGGAAGGGCAGAAGAAAGCAGAAAACCAGCAGUAGAUGGAGCCAGAGCUGAUGACAGACAGAGCCAGCUAAAUUAUAGUUUUCCAUUCUUUUUCUCCAUUGAGAGAGAAAUUCAACAUAGGGUUAAGCAUAUUGCUCCAUCGACACAAGCAUUUCUUGCUUGCCUGAAGGAACAAUCUGCCCUCUCAUCCUCCUCCGUGCACACAACGGGAAGACAGGAGGGGAGCCUCAUUGUGCUAGCAGAAGUCCUUGUGUGGGCUUCCAUUGGUGGGAAUUCUACUACAGUAGCUGAAAUUGCUACACUGAGACUAAGGAGAAGGAAGCUGCCAGCCAGUGCCAUCCCCUGGGCUGGUUGUAAGUGUGAAGUUAAGCAAGUGGGGGCUGGCUGAGGGUAGUCUGAGCUUGAUGGGGGCACUGUACCAUUUGCCCUAAUGGACCUCUGCCGUAGUAAGACAAUAAAAUUACUUAAAACUUAAUUACCAAACACUUAGAAGUGUUUUAAAAAGCCAGAAAUAUUUCUAUUAAGCAUAUUGCCAAAAUAAAUAGGGAAAUUGAAAAGAACAUUGUUCAUGUAUGGGAUAAAGGCGGCCAGAAUUUUAGUAGCAAGAAAUUGGAAAAAUACAGCAAUACCUAACACGGCAGAUUGGCAAAUCCUAAUGGCAGAAUAUCUGCAGCUAGCAAAGGCGGCAGGAAGGAUAAGAGGCCAAACAAAACAAAUAAUCUAUAAGGAUUGGAACAUUUUUAAAGAAUACUUUAAAAACUAUGGUAUAAAAGGAAAUCUCUUGGCAGAAUUAGACUGACCCUUGUAUAGGUAUAAGUUCGUUGGGAGGUAAAAAGAAACUAUAUAAGAAAUAUGCGGUAUAAGUUAACCAAUAGAUAAAGUACAGUGAGACUAAUUGGAAGUCAUUUUUAAUUUUUCUCUUUACAAGUUUUAUAAUUGGUUUCAUUAUUGGGAGUAUAAAUGAUGUUAGUCGUAUUAAUUUUGUUGUUUUUUAUAUUGUUGUUGUUUGUUUGCUUUUUCUAUUGUUUGCCUGCCUGCUUGCUUGUAUGUUUGUUUGUUUGUUUUCUCUUCAUAAAUGUAUUUAUUUUAAAACAAUAAAGAUAUAUUCACGAAGGAAAAAAAGAAAAGAAAAAAAGGAACUGUCUUCAAACCAAGUAGAGCAGGCUAAACAAUAAGUCAACUUUAAAAUGCCCACAGGAAAUAUGGUUUGUAAAUUUCCCCUUUAAUAGAAUUUGAUGAAAGGAAUUCCAUCCUCAUGAUUUAGUCCCAUUGGCCUAGUAUUGUGGAAUGCUCUGCUCACAUAGAUUCAGGUGGUGCCUUCUGCUGAAACUAUUCUACCAGGCCUAUGUAGCCAGUUAAGUAUAGAUCUUUCCAGUGAUUAAUUGAUAAUCUGUUUUCAACUUUUUAAUAUGGUUUUUAUUAUAUGGUUUUGUGUCAUUUUUGUUGUAAACGGUUUGGGUAUUUUUCAUCAAAUAGAAUCAUAGAAUUGUAAGUUGGAAGGGAAAGAGGGUCAUCUAGUCCCACCCCCUGCAGUGCAGGAAUCCUGCCCACAGCCGGCCCUGGGUGGGCUCAAACCACCAACCUGCUGAUUAACAGCCAGACGCACUGACUCAUUGCUCCAGCCUUUAAAAAAUUUAGACAUAUAGAUGCAGUGCUGUGCCGUCCUAUGUAUGUCUACGCAUUUGUAAGUUCUACUCAGUUGACUGGGACUUUCUCCCAGGUAAAUGAGCAUAGCAUUGCUCUCAUUAUGUCCUCAGUCCCUGCCUCUGUAAUGUAUAAAUCUGAAUAAUGUUAUCAAGCAGUAAUCUGUUAAUAUCUCCAACCCAUCACUAUUUAAUAUUAAGUCAUAUUACCAUAGUCAGCUGAGCAUAUAACUUCCUUGGUACAAGCUGUAAUUCAAUGUAAUUUUGUAAUCUAGCUUUUUUAAGGUAUAUCUUUGGGAUUCUGCCACUGUUCCUAGCUUUGGUACCAGCUGGUUCAUCUGCUUCCAUGAAUGCUUUCCUGAAAAAAUAUGAAAUGUUUCUAUCUUUCAACAUUCGCGUGCUGGUAGGUAACAUUUAAUAUACAUAUACAUGCAUAUAUAGAGAGAGAGAGAGGGGAAAAAUGUAUUUAUCUGAGCAAUUUUAACACCCUGAAUGUUAAAACAUUCCCAAUGGAGAUGUUAGUAAUCCCGUUGUCUUGAAAUAUAGAAAUGAGCUAUACUAUGUGGGAAUCUAUGAAUAUAUGGUAUCGUUUAUGUAAUAAAUUACACCUGCAUACUGCCCUUCAAUCAGAGAGUUCCCAGGACAGCAAUAUAACAAUAAACCCAUCAAAACAAACAAAAGAUUUAGUAAGGCUAAAACAACAGAUAACAACAAACUUGAAUUGGUUUGAACAGGCAAAGUUAAGGGUGCCAUGGCUUUGCAAAUGGCCAGUGCUGGGCAAACAUUGAAUUGUUGAGUAUUUCCCCCCCAGUCUACUCACAUGAGCCAUCAUACUUCUCUCUCCUCCAUAGGAAUGUAUGGCAGUUAUAUUAUGAAACAAAUCCUGGUGUAGUUCCAUGCAAAACUGAAAUGUUCUCUUCGAAAGAACUAGGACAGGUGAAUUGGUGACAGAAAAUCAGACCUGAGGCAAUGGUGGCAUUAGAAAAGAAAGCAGAACCAGUCCUUGGUACACACUUGGAGAAGUGGGAGAUGCUAGGAUUCAAGCCUGCCUCUUUCAACUGAUAAUAACACAAUAACAAAUGCAUACAGUGCUGCAAUUGCUGAUUUGCAUUAGCAUCGCUUUGUUUGGAAGAGAUGUGCUUCCACUUGCAUCUUCAUGCCUUGUGGUUGUUUCCCUCUACUAUCUCAACUGCUGAGUCAACAGUAAUUUGUCAUUGGGUUGUUGCCAGUGUUUAAUACCAAGAAAACAAGCUAUGCUUCUGAUUACAGUGUUUGUUUGUUUGGCAUCCAACAUGCAGGUAGCUGAGUUCACAUUGAAUGUCUUGAAGUGAUUUCAGAACUGCUGUAAUUCAUGGAUUGGAUCCAAACUAAGUGAGUUGAACUUCAUCUCCGUUUAAGUCACUGUUGUUAAACCAUGACUAAUUUGCACCAUUGAAAUCAAUAGGAUCUUAGUUCAACUCACUUACAGUGCAGUCCUAACCAUAUCUACUAAGAAGUAAGUCCCACAGUUCAAUGCAGCUUACUCCCAGGUAGGUAAGUAGGGUUAGGACUGCAGCCUAUGUCUGGAUCCAAUCUAUUACAUUGUUACCUAAUUUGUUAUCAAAAUUCCAUAAUAUGUUGCUAGGAAGCAGCUAUAGUUUUCCUCCCAGAAGCUAAUCCUUUCUCUAUUCUUGUUCUAGGGAAAUGGGUUUUUCCUUGCUUAUUUGCAAGUCACUUUCCCAUCAUUCUGGUGCAUCUGUUGCCAGGCAUCUCUGUGCCAAAAUGUAGGAAAUAGAGCAAACAUUUUAACUGCCAAGGGAUGAAUAAUUAGCAAACUUUCACAAUGGAAAAGAUUGCAGUACUGAGACACCAAAACUGGAUUUUCUUAAAUACUUGUGAGCCAAAUUUUGUUUUGUACUUGCUGCAGGCUGCCUUGUGGUCAUUUUCCGUUUAGAUGGAGAGGUUGCCUUUUUAGAGCAGCAUGACAGGAAGGUGAUUGAUUGAAACCCAGCCAGAUGGGCGGGGUCAAAAUAAUAAAAUUUAUUUUUAUUUUUACAGAAAUUUAGGAUAAAUUGAUAGCAGGAUAAAUUGACUUAGUAAACUGUUCAUUGAGUGUUUGCAUGCACUUAGUAAAAGGGAUGUUUUGUUUAUUCCUGGUCUCUGCUUUGUAACGUGCUGUGAUUGGGAAGAUGGGAUUAAUCUCAAAAAGGAUUGUGGUAUAGAGGUGAUUAAAGUAAAUGACUGCAGCUGUAGGAUAAGGGGUUCAAAAAGAGAUUGAGAAGAGCUUCCCAAUAACCUCUCCAGACUGAGCAAAUGGAGAAUAAGAUGGCGAAUGCAAUUCGAUGUAAACAAGUGUAAAGUAAAGGCAAAGGACCCUGACCGUUAAGUCCAGUCGUGGACAACUCUGGGGUUGCAGCACUCAUCUCACUUUACUGGCUGAGGGAGCUGGUGUUUGUCCGCAGACAGCUUCCGGGUCAUGUGGCCAGCAUGACUAAGCCGCUUCUGGCGAACCAGGGCAGCACACAGAAACGCCAUUUACCUUCCCGCCGGAGCGGUACCUAUUUAUCUACUUGCACUUUGAUGUGCUUUCAAACUGCUAGGUUGGCAGGAGCAGGGACCGAACAACAGGAGCUCACCCUGUCGCGGGGAUUUGAACCGCCGACUUUCUGAUCGGCAAGCCACCUUCUGAUCAGUUUAGACCACAGCGCCACACGUUUAAAUGUAGGUGUAAAAAAGCCCCUUCAUAUCACAUAAUAAUACUCUUGGAGCCUGAACUGACCAGGCAGUGACUGACCAGGAAAGAAACCUUGGAAUCAUAGUGAAUAAUUCAAUGAAGAUGUUGACCCAGGGUGUGGCAGCUGUCAAAAAGGUUAAUUCCAUGCUAGGAAUCAUUAGGAAAGGAACUGAAAAUCGUAAUGCCGUCAUCUAAAUUUAUGGUACAACCACAAAUGGAAUACUGUGUGUUGUUCCAGUUUGCCGGUUUGUUGUAAAGUUGGAAUAUGUUCAGAAAAGGGCAACCAAAAUUACUGGGGGGGUUGGGUGGGUGGAUCAACUCCCUGGUGCGGAAAGGUUACAGCAUUUGGGACUUUUUGACUUACAGAGAAGGCAAGUAAGAGAGAAGUUUAUAAAAGCAUGCACGGCAUGGGAAAAGUGGACAGAGAGCAGUUUUUCCUCCCUCUCCCAACACUAGAACUCGUGUACAUCUAAUAAAGCAGAAUGCUGGAAGAUAUAGCACAUAUUUAAGCUGUUGAACUCAUUCUCAUAGGAGGUAGUGAUGACCACAAAUUUGGAUGGCUUUAAAAGAGGAUUAUACAAAUGAACUGAGUAGCUAGUAGCUAUGGUGGCUAUUCCCUGCCACCACAGCUGGUGUCUGCUUCUGAAUAGCAGCUACUGGAAUCCACAGGAGUGGAACAGUGUGAAUGUGCUGAGGUCAGGAUGCUGGACCAGAUAAGCUGUUGGCUUGAUCCAGCAGGAUCAUGUUAAGUUCUCUUGUAGAGUUGGCCAAGAGUGGAUGCCACCCCAGAGCCAAAAAAGGCUAGCUACCCCUUUUCUAACAAAGUAUCCAGUUGAAUUCCCCUGUGCCAUAGUUUUUCUAGCUUAAAAUGCUUAUUUAUGGAUCUAGGAAAAGGGAAAGUCUAGCCCUCUGAUUUCUGAGUAAACAUGCUUACCAUCAAUCUAUUAAAACAGUGAGGAAAUUCCGUAGGAAUAGUAACAUGCAAAACUGAAGCAGUUGACGACAUACAGUGCUUCCAGGAUGCCAGGAUGUCAUCUCAUAUGGUUGGCAAUAAAUCAUAAUAAAAUCCUGCAUUAGAACAUUUGUGGUGUUCAUGUACAGACCUAGAUACUUGGGAUGGGGGGAAUGCUGAAAUAACAAAAAGCUUUUUAAAAUGUGAAAUGAAGCUAAAGUAUGCAGGCAAGCAUGUAUUGCCUGCAUAAAGUAUGCAGGCAAACAACUUCUUUUAUGUCUUCCUUUUAAAAAACAAACAAACAUAUUAAUCUAUUCUUGAGGUUUGGACAUAAAAUGCUGUUGUAUCCAACUGACUUCAUACUGUCUACAUGUAAAUGUACCCAGCAAGGCAGAUCAGUUACUCCAGGCUGAUGAACCAAAUGGAGGGAAAACAGACCACUGCAUAUGAAUGCUUGCAGAAACGUUUCUCAUGCUUUCACAAUGGAUCUCAGGGACAUGGUCAAAUCAUUGAGUGCAUUGAGCUUAUUACACUGGAAAAAGAGAUGCAGAAGCAUCUAAAUUUAAACGUUGUUACUUGCAUUCUAAUUUAUAGGAAGAGGAGAUUGAACAACAUGCUGGAUGUAACAGGUCUAACACCAAUAGAGUUUUCUGCAAUACAAUGGAGGUAAUGUUGCUUUAAAAAAACAACACAUUGUAGUUUCUGUAGAGCAAGCACAAUAGGAAAGGAUGUCACAAUUCUGAGACAUUGUUGAUUUUUGGGGGGGAACAUCUCACCCUCACCCCCCCAAGCCUUUGGGCUUUUUUUGGAUUGUUACAACGUUUUGCUUAAGAAAUUGCCCUACAUCUGGGUUUUUCUGGACAUUUUGGCGAAAAUCUGCCCAGAUGCCAUUUUGAUAGUCUGAUUCCUGGAUGUGUUGGUGGAACUGCCAAGAGAGGACCUUGUGCUGAUCUUCACACCUGGGAAGGUGUGUAGGGAAGUGGUGUGGGAUGGUGCCAAAGGGAAUCCUGACAGCGCCCAACAAAAUGAUAGCUGUAAAUGAAUACUUGUAGAAACAUUUCUCACAGAGUUUCAGAACUGACCACAGUAAUGUGCACAAGCCAUUGACUGGUUAUACAACAGUGGGUUUAUUUACACUAGAAAGAGAAAUGCGGAAACAUCUGAAUUAACAUGUUUGUUCCUUGUGUUCUAAUUUGUUAUAGGUGAAUACAACUGGACUAGAAGUGUUCUGCAAUUCAGCUUUGGUAAUGUUGAUUUUUCUGGAGUUAGUAUAUACUGUAUCCUUAGUUUCUGUGGAGCAAAUACAAGCAAGGAAAGAUACCAUAACUAUGAAAGACACUAUAACUUUCUUCCUUCCCUUUUCCUUGCCUGUGACCUGCUCAGGGUAUCAGCACGAUGAUAAUAAUAAUAAUAAUAAUAAUAAUAAUAAUAAUAAUAAUAAUAAUAAUAAUUUAUUUAUACCCCGCCCAUCUGGCUGAGUUUCGCCCACUCUGGGCGGCUCCCAAUCAAGUGUUAAAAACAGUACAGCGUUACAUAUUAAAAACUUCCCUGAACAUGGCUGUCUUGAGAUGUCUUCUGAAUGUCAAGGAAUUGUUUAUCUCUUUGACAUCUGAUGGGAGGGCGUUCCACAGGGCGGGCGCCACUACCGAGAAGGCCCUCUGUCUGGUUCCCUGUAGCCUCACUUCUCGCAAUGAGGGAACCGCCAGAAGGCCCUCGGCGCUGGAUCUCAGUGUCCGGGCUGAACGAUGGGGGUGGAGACCCUCCUUCAGGUAUACAGGACCAAGGCCGUUUAGGGCUUUAAAGGUUAGCACCAACACUUUGAAUCGUGCUCGGAAACGUACUGGGAGCCAAUGCAGAUCUCUCAGAACCAGUGUUAUAUGGUCCCGGCGGCCACUCCCACUCUAGCUGCCGCAUUCUGGAUUAAUUGCAGUUUCCGGGUCACCUUCAUAGGUAGCCCCAUGUAGAACGCGUUGCAGUAGUCCAAGCGGGAGAUAACUAGAGCAUGCACCACUCUGGAGAGACAGUCCGCGGGCAGGUAGGGUCUUAGCCUGCGUACCAGGUGGAGCUGGUAGACAGCCUAUAUAUACACUCUCCGUCUGUCAUAAAGGAUCAGAGCUGCGUAUGAUAUAUAUAUGUAUAUAUAGUAAAAUAGAAAAACCAUUAAGAACAGAACUAACCUUGGCACUUAAAUUAGCCCAAGCCAUUGUGAAAAGUGGUACACGGAUAGUGCCCGCUGGCCUUAGAGCUGCACAGGAUUACCCAAUAUAAAAGAAACAGUCCUAUGGAAAGUUUAACUUUUUUUAAUGUUAGAGCAGUUAUUGGAGGCACCAGCAUUAAAUGGAGAAGACCUAGCAAAGUGUCGGUGUCACUUGAAAGUAGUGUAAAGGAGAGACUGGGAAUUAAACUCCACACUGAAGUUAAAAGUGGGGUGUAGGGAUCAACAUAUUGAACAUUUUAUUCAAUUUUGAGAGCCAAGAGCCUGAAGGAUCAGUAUGUAAGAAAGUUGUAUCAAGCCUAAUAGCACUCCAACUCAUUAACAUUUUUUUUUUGUUUACAGAAGAGAGACAUUCGUGACGUGGCAUGCCAUCUUCAAAAAAUGACCAAGAGAUGUAACUUCACUGAAAGUGUAGAGAAGAACAUGAAUGAGGUUUCCGGUAUGACAUUGGCAAUGCUCAAGGUAUGCUUUGUUUUUGCAGCUUGUUUCCUUUCAGCUACUUUUACUUGCCCCUCACAUCUGUGCACCCCUCUUUACUUCUGGAAGAUUUGACACUGAAUUUGCUGAUUCAAUAACAUAUCCAUCAUUUUCCUAGUGUUAUUACCUGCAUAGUACUUAACUGCUUUUCCCCCUAGCUGAUUUAUUGAAACACCUCGUACAGGGGUCAGCAAACUUUUUCAGCAGGGGACCGGUCCACUGUCCCUCAGACCUUGUGGGGGGCCAGACUAUAAUUUCUUUUUUUGGGGGGGGGGGUGAAUGAAUUCCUAUGCCCCACAAAUAACCCAGAGAUGCAUUUUAAAUAAAAGCACACAUUCUACUCAUGUAAAAACACGCUAAUUCCCAGAAUGUCCGCGGCCGGAUUUAGAAGGUGAUUGAACCGGAUCCGGCCCCCAGGCCUUAGUUUGCCUACCCAUGACCUUGUACAACUUUUUUUGUUUUGUAGUGGCUUAAAAUGUAGCUAGUAUAUUCUUAAGCCUACCAAUUUCAAAAUGUUUUGUGUACAGACUUGAUAUAUUGUCACUCAAAAAGAUGAUCUAUGUAUACUUCAACAGCCAUCUUUUCUUCUUUUCUUUUUUUUUAAAAAAAAUAUAGGACUGUAACAACAACACUGGUAUAAAACGACAAAGAGGAAACCCAUGUCCAAAUGUAAGAUAUAUCAAAAGGCUCUGUCGUGAAUGUUUGAUAAAGGAUAUAACUUUUCAGUUUAAGUUAUGUUGGGAUCAACUGAUGUCACAUUGGACUUAA
Podarcis lilfordi (Lilford's wall lizard) is the source of this 10760-nucleotide messenger RNA. NCBI's taxonomy places the organism in Eukaryota, Metazoa, Chordata, Lepidosauria, Squamata, Lacertidae. The record is from the annotation of a GenBank genome assembly.